AUGGAUCAAUACAUCAAUACUCCGCAAACAAACCAGGCCUCUCGUCUCAGUACUGGCUCUGACUUUCUGGCCACGCUGUCGCCCGAGAAGUCUUUCGCGGCGCCUGCACAGCAUGGAGACCUGCUCAGUCAAAUGAGGAACGCCAAAGGCCAUGGCAUGAACCUCAAAACUCCCCGAGCUGGAGCACCUCGAGACCCUCUACGACUGCUCCCGAACGGCAACCAGCGCCGGUCCGAAUUCACCCCCAUCAUGGGCAGCGCCAUGAGGAACAACAUUGCCCGUCGCCUUUCUAGCAAGAAGUCAGGCUCGCAAACCCCUCUUACAUACCUUAAAGAUGGCUAUACCCCGGCGCAGCAGAGACUAGCCGACCUGUCAGCGCUCGAGGCCGAGAACACUUCGAGCUCUGCAGGCAAUGCUGUCGACUACACCCCGAUGCCGCAGCAGAUCAGCAGUAGCGCUCACAGCACACCUCUCGCGCCCCUUCCCGGACGCGACGCUGGCGGCCUCGUUAAUGACGGGAAUAUGAUGACAUUGCGAGAACAAGAAAACAUCAUUGACAAGAUUGAGAAAGAGAACUUCGGGUUGAAGAUGAAAAUCCAUUUCUUGGAAGACGCAUUAUCCAAGCGUGGAAACGAGUUCAACCAGGCUGCGCUGAAGGAAAACACCGACUUGAAAGUGAACAGGAUCACAAUGCAACGCGAACUACACAAAUUCAAGAAGAAUAUUGCGCAAGCUGAACGAGAUGCAGAGAUCUACAGGCUGCAGCUUGAACAGUACAAAGAACGAAUCCGCCAGAGACAAGUGGAUGAACAUCUCCGAACUGAACUGGAAUCCCUCCGUUCCGACCUCCAGGCCAGAGACAACCAAAUCAAAAAAUUGGAGGCGGAGAAGGGACUGACGGCCAACCAGGAGCAAUCAGAAAUCCAGAAGCUCAAGGAUGAGAUUGAGGACUUGCAGACUGACCUUCGCGAGAAAGAUCGCGCGAUUGACGAGCGAGAUGAUCAAAUCGACGGGCUCAAAAUGAAGGCAAGCAAAGAAUCCAAUGACGCCGCGACGCUUGAGGAUGAAUUGGAGUCGGCGCGACAAGAAGUCGAAGACCUGAAAGAAAGUCUCGAGCGCGCGACGGCGGAAGCACAGGAAGCCAAAGAAACUCGGGAAGAGGCUCUUGAGGAGAAACGCAGAGCCGAGGAGGACCUGGAUGAGCUUCGUGAUGAGAUGGCCAACAAGUCGUUCACGACCAAAGGCCUGAGUAGACAGUUGGAGGAGAAGGCAAACAAGCUAGAAGACGACUACCACGAGCUGCAAGAACGACACGAUGCUGUGCAGGCCCAGUUGCGUGCGCAAUCGGAGUCGGAGAAACAGCUAAGAGAGCGAAUUCGCGAGAUGGAGCGGGAAGGAGCGUCUGACCUUCGCAGGCUGCAGCAAGAGCUUGAGGUCUCUCAACAACAGCGCGACACCUUUGACCGCAAGCUCACCAACAUGACGAAACAGCUCGAGGGCGUCGAACGAGAGUUACAGAUCAAAGUUGAUGAGAAGGACUUGCUCCAGACACGUCACGACGCUCUGACCAAGGAAUCUGCCGACCUGCAGAAGGACCUCGACAAAGCCAAACGAGCCCUUCAAGACCUUGAAGAUGCUCUAGACGAGGAGAGGCAGCGUUCUGCCCAGAACGACAACACACUGAGAACGCAGCAUAAACACGAGAUUGACCUCCUUCAUGAGCAAAUCGACGGACUGCACCGCGAAAUCAAUGCAAAGGACGGCGACCAUGCGGCUGACGUGGAAGAAUGGGAGUCCCAGAAGCGAACGCUUGAAGCGGCAUCUCAAAAAGCGGAGGAGAAGGCGAAAGGCCUCCAACGCACAGUGGACAGGCUUCAAGAUGCGCAGGGGACACUCAGUGGGCGCGAAAUGAAGCUCCAAGAAGCCCUGGAGAGCGAGAAACAACGGCAUCUGCAGGAGGAGAAGGUGCUCUCGAGACAGAUUGAGGAACUCCAACAAGAUCUUGCGGCGAAACGAAGCGCUGCGGACGAAAGCCGAACCGAACUGAGCAACGCCAGAGAAGAGCUUCGGAUUUCCAUUCGAGCACAAGCUGCUUUGAAGGAAACGGUGGCUGAGCUCGAAGAAGAGAUCGAAGUGCUGCAGGCAGAUAUUGAGCAGGAACAUGAAUUUGCGCAGAGGCUGCAACAGAAGCACUCGUCCAAUGCCGACGCCCAGGUACAAAACUUGCGACAAGAGAAGCAAUCGAUGCAAGAGGAGCUGGCGAAGGUCAACCUGGAAUUGCGGGAUGUCAGAACGGUUUUGAAAGCGGCUGAAAAGGAACGCGAUAGUGUUGAAGCAAAACUAGAGACUGUCCAGAAGUCCAAUGACGAUACCUUCAACGUCGACCAAGAGAAGCGUGAGUUGAAGCGGCUCAAGGUAAAGCUUGAGAAGGAUGUUGCACGCCUCACCACCGACCGGGACAAGCUCGCCGAAGCCAACCAGGCGCUGGAAGACGAGAUCAACGCGGAACUUGAACGAGCCAGUGAAGAAGAGAACCGCCUGCAGGCGGAAAUCGACUCGUUGCGCAACCAGAAACUUGCAGGUACGGAAAGCAAAGAGCGUGAGUUGACCUCAGCCAAGAACAAGAUCGCUCGGCUGGAGGCCAGAGUGGAAGAGCUCGAAGCCCUGCUAGAGAAUCGAUCCAAGGUGAUAUCUUCUCCCGCGGCCGAUGUUUCUGGACUGAAGCAUGACCUGGCGGAGGCGAGAAAGAACGAAACGACAGCGGCCAAACGAGAGACAGAGCUGAAAUCGGCAAACCGAGACCUAAAGAUGCGGGUCAACGACCUAGAGCGAGAAUUACACGAAGCCCGACUUGCGCAGUACAAAGCCAAAUCUCCGUCUGCCUCUCCACCUCCCUCUCACUCGAAGGAGAUGACACAAAUGCGUCAGAAUCUUGUGGAAGCUCAAGCUGAAAUCAAGGUUUUGAGUUCGGAAAAUCGUGACUUGAAGCGAGCAUCUCGCCGAGCUUCGACGAUCGAGAAAGAGCUUGACGACCUACAGAAUCUGGUCAAAUCCCGUACCGCCGAAGCAGAGGCACUCAGUUCAAGAGUCGCAGAGCAAAAGGAACUGGUCCAUGAUCUGCGGGAGCAGCUGAGUCGUCGACGUGAAGAAAAAGACGAAGCGGACAACAUGUCGGAAGAUAUGCGCAAGCGUGAACGACAGAUCAGAGAUUUGAAAGCUGAAAUCAAGCGCUUGCGGGCGGAGUACGAAGACACCAACGAUAUGUCGAUGCGACUCUCGAUUCGCGACAGUGAAGCUCGUGAAAUGAAACAGCAACUUCGACGUCUUCGGGAAGAGCGCAGCCUGGCCAACCGGAAGGCUGAUGCAGUCGAGAAUGAACUAGAAGUCCUGCAGAGCAGAUAUGAAAGCAUGCUUGAGAGACUGACAUCGGGAAAGUCGAGCAAAGACGAGAUCCGGGCGAAGGAAAUGAAAGGGCUCAUCAAGGAGAUCAUGUGGUUGAAGGCCAAGUGUAAGAGAGAGGAACGGCUCCGCAAAGACCUGGCCUGGAGCAAAGGCUUCCUGGAGCAAUCCGAGGCGAUGAGAGUUCAAUGUAACCAAGUUGAUCUUCGCAUCCUCGGCGAGAUGGGCGUCUCUCUCGACAGCCGCAAGUACGAGGCCAAGUUGAAGCCGGUGCAGAAGUUGCGCGCGGGCGUCUUUGUGGUGAUGGCGGCCAUCCGCAUGAGCAACAUGGAGGAGCAAUGGAGGGAUGCCCGACUCGUGGGCGAGGAGUUGAAGCUGGUGCGAGCAAGGCAGACAAAGCCCCGAUCGAGGGUCCGCAUGCUGGAGGUAUGA
Messenger RNA from Capronia epimyces CBS 606.96, 3831 nucleotides. RefSeq lists its product as uncharacterized. The record is from RefSeq and is a predicted model, not a curated record. The transcript is spliced from 2 exons. The coding region runs from base 1 to 3831 and encodes 1276 amino acids. Gene Ontology annotation, cellular component: microtubule organizing center. Lineage: Eukaryota; Fungi; Ascomycota; Eurotiomycetes; Chaetothyriales; Herpotrichiellaceae.